Messenger RNA from Silurus meridionalis, 1356 nucleotides. RefSeq names its product apolipoprotein Ea (gene apoea). NCBI's taxonomy places the organism in Eukaryota, Metazoa, Chordata, Actinopteri, Siluriformes, Siluridae. Gene Ontology annotation, cellular component: intermediate-density lipoprotein particle; extracellular region. The transcript is spliced from 4 exons. Bases 128 to 886 code for a protein of 252 amino acids. The record is from RefSeq and is a predicted model, not a curated record. Gene Ontology annotation, molecular function: lipid binding. Gene Ontology annotation, biological process: lipoprotein catabolic process; lipid transport; regulation of amyloid-beta clearance.
UGAUUUUCGCUGGAUUCAGUCGAUUCAAUCAACAGUCAUUUUUCGCUGGAUUCAGUUUUCAUAGUCAGUGUGUUCUUGGUCUCAGGAUUCUUGUGUUUUCUGCAGGUGUGCUCUCUGAGGAAGAAUCAUGAAAUUGGUUGCUGUAAUCUUUGCCCUGUCAGUCAUCUCAGGCUGCCAGGGAAGAUUCCUGUUUCAGGAUGAACCUAAAACUCAUUGGGAGGAGAUGGUGGAUAAGUUCUGGGAGUAUGUAAAUGAUGUGAACUCCAAGGUUGAAGAUAUGAAGAAGAACUUACAGAACACCCAACUUGGAAGAGAGCUUGACACACUGAUCAGUGAUAGCAUGGCCGAGCUGCAGAUGUACACGGAUGAUGUGAAGUCGAAGCUGGCCCCCUUCGCAGAGGACUCAAUUCAAAAAGUGCAAGAUGAUCUUCAGCUGCUGUCGAACAAGCUACGUGCGCAUAUGGAGGAGGCAAAGGAUCGCAUUACAGAAUAUAGCCAGGAGCUCCAGACCAUGGUGGAGCAGAACACAGAUGAGCUCAAGAACAAACUCAACGCAUAUGUCCGUAAACUAAAGAAACGCCUCAACAAGGACACCCAGGAAAUUAAGAAGAAAAUUGAAACAUACUUCGAGGAGGUCCAAGCUCGUGCUACUCAGCAUGCGGAUGACAUAAACGAGCGCCUGACAUCUUACUUCGACGUAGUACGCCAAAACGCUGAGGAGAAAUUUACCGCCCUGAAAGACAUGCUGAAAGAUCAAGCUGAACAAAUUGCGAAUAAAUGGGAGGAACUCAAAAAUCAGGCUGAGGAGGUAAAAAAGAGUCUGCUCACUCCAUUCCAGAACAAAAUGGAGGAGGCAAAAAAGUGGUUCGACCAAUGGUUUAAUUAAGGAGGAACUGGAAACCUUUAAUAAAAUGUUUUAACCACACACCUAAGACAUACCAAGUUGAAAAUGUGGAUAGGAAGUUAACAUUAUUCUCAGGUUAUGGAAAAAUAAAUACAUCAAUAAAUACUUUGGCCCACCAGUGUAUUUUAUUAGAAAUAUAAUGAAUCUUUAUUGGAGGUGCUGUGACUGCUUUUUCAGUAUUAACGUUAAUUUAGUACUUGUAAGGCAAUUGGAUAUAUUUGUUUUGCUUAAACUAUUGUCCUCAGUAUUGGAUCUACAAAAAUGUCUCUGUUCUAAGCAGUUUAAAAACAUGUCAAUGAGAAGAGAUAAAGCUAGCACGUAAUGCUAAGACCAUAAAAUGUUACAAACAAUUCAGUAAUUUGGUUGUUAUUGUUUGCCAAUUUGUACUAAUAUAUGUAAUGAUGUGUUGUAGGCAGAUAGCUGUCAGUUUCAAUAAAGUAAAAACAAAAAUA